AAACUUGAACACUAGCUCCGCUACAACACACUGUGUGUGCACGGGGCGAGUUACUCCAGCCAUCUUGGAGAGAUAAAUCACUGUGCUCACAAUUUGUGUUUAUUUACGCGCCAUUCGCCGCCUGUUCGUGACAAAACCACGUCAAAAGUGCGUCGAACGAUUCGGCAAGUCGGCAGCUACCAUCCGAACCCGCCAACCGAGAAAAGUCGGCUGCCGUCAAAAAUCGGCAGCGAAUUUGAUGGGCGGCGGGUGGGUCGUCGAGAGGAUGACCGACGCUCUCAGUGGGCAGCAGCAGCACCGACUAGCAGAAUGAGGGAUCGCGACAGCAGCAGCGGCGGUGACCCUAGUCAUGCGGGCUGGCUGCGCUGGAUCGUGGAGGCCAUCCACAAGAUACGACAGCAGAAGCAGCGGCCCUCGAUGGAGCGAAUCGCGCACACGGUUAAGCACCAGCAUCCGCGCGCCGACGAGGACUCGGUGGAGGAGCACGUGCUGCGCGCCGUCAAGGACGGCACGCUGGUCAAGGUGGUCAAGAAAGGCGUCGUCUCGUUUGUGCCCCCUGAGGCGGCCGCACUCUCUAACCGCCACGUGACCGUCUCGGUCGACUCUGACCUGACCAAGGAGGUGUGCCGCGCGCUACGCGAGGUCGGGGAAGCGUCUGUUAAGACCAUCGAGGCGCAUUUGCGCGACACCAACAGCGUCUCCGUCGAGGACGACUCCGUCGACCUGACGGCUGUGCUGAAGCAGGCGCUCAAGCGGGCCGUCGCGAAGGGUCUGGUGGUGCAGGAGGGCCGCUUCUACAGGGCCCUCGAGACCAAGAGUCCCGCCGGCACGCCCAGGAAGCGCAGGGCCUCCUCGCCGGAAAAGGAGCCACCCAAGCUGCCAACGCCGACCAACUACUGCAGCGAGUGUCUCGGCACGGACACCAGAAAUAGCAAUGGCCAGCCCGAAGAACUGAGCCAUUGCUACUUGUGCGGAACCUCUGCCCACGCAUCCUGCAUUGUCGGCGAGCAGUCUCUGCAGGCUCGGCUGCAGGGCGUCAAGUGGGCCUGUGCCCAGUGCGACGAGUGCGCGCACUGCGGCCAAGAAUCCCCGGACAAGAAUUGCAUUGUGAAAUGCACUGCGUGUGGCUCUAGCAUACAUCUGGUAUGUGCGAAGCUGGGGAAGAAAAGCAAGGACCCGAUUACGUGUGAUGAUUGCACCAUGCCAACUCCACGCAGAGGAAGACCGCCCAAGAACCAGAGCCCCAGCAGGUCUGAGGCAAAAGAAACGCCUAAGUCGAGUAGCAAGGGCCGCGUGAAGACUCCAAAAGAGAAGGGUGCCACGCCAAAGCGGCAGCAAAGACACAGCAGCAGCUCUGAGGGUAAUGACCUUUCCACUUUAUCUCCACCAGCCACUCCCCUAUGCCAGGAGGAAAAGAGUGUAAAGAUUUCCAAAGAAAAGCAAAAGUUCUUCAGAGCCAGUUAUGCAGCCGAGCACCAGCCCAGCAAUGGCCGGAACAAAGUGCCCCCCCAGAAGUCGACCUCACAGUUGUCCCCUAGCUCGAAACUGUUUUCCGAGUCUCUGAAAGCCACCCCUGAUACCACUAAAGACCUGAGGGACAGCUUCAAAGCCCCAGGAAACGGGCCGAUCAAAAAUUUGUUUGACGGACUGAGUCACAUGUUUUUGGCUCCGUCAUUCACGCGAAGGCGCAGCACUGUGUCCACUUACUCGCUGAGUCAGAGGAAAAAGACGAACUCUUCGGACGCCUCUAGCCCCGAGUCGUCGCCCGCCAGUAAAAGCAAUUCUCCCGCCAGUCCCGAGUUGAAAAGCAGAAAACACAAAACCUCGGAGGCCCAAAAGGAGGUGCGACCCUCAAGGAGGGAAGCCAGCCCUGAAGCGAAGAGGUCUCCCUCACCAGAGAAAAGCAAAGUUGUCACUCUGUCUCCGUCCAAACUGAUAAAGACUGCGGUCAAAAGCAAAAAACUGGAGCAGGAGAGGCGUAAAGAGCUCAAGCGAGACGUUUCUUUCCUGGAAUCCGAGUCGCCAGAGCCUGUAAAAACCAAGAAAAAGAAGAAAAAGCAGGAGCAGUCGGCCGGUGAAUCAGAGAAUGAGAUCGAACACAGGCCUGUGUUGCCCGCUGGCGUCACCCAGAGGGAUGUCGAAAUGUUCAAGAAGUCCCAGGAGAGAGGCAAUGCGGUGAGCUUGGAGGUGGCCCCCUCGGCCGAUAUUCUCCUGUCCACCGUUGGCAACUCUGGCACGCCAACCGCCGUGCCGCGAUGUCCGGCUGCCAUCGAGUUUGGAAAACACGACAUCCAGACCUGGUACUCGUCACCAUAUCCUCAAGAAUACGCUCGGCUGCCGCAACUGUUUUUGUGCGAGUUUUGCCUGAAGUACACGAAGAGCAAAUCUGUCCUAACCAGGCAUCAAGGGAAGUGCCCGUGGAGACAUCCGCCGGGCACUGAAAUAUAUCGUCACAACAGUCUCUCAGUAUUCGAAGUUGAUGGCAAUGUAAAUAAAAUUUACUGCCAGAAUCUCUGCCUGCUAGCCAAGCUGUUUUUGGAUCAUAAGACUCUGUAUUAUGAUGUUGAGCCUUUUCUUUUCUACGUUCUCACAAAGAAUGAUCACAAGGGGUGCCACUUGGUGGGCUAUUUUUCCAAGGAGAAACAUUGUCAACAAAAGUACAACGUGUCGUGCAUUAUGACCAUGCCUCAGUAUCAGCGUCAAGGAUAUGGGCGGUUUCUUAUCCAUUUUAGCUAUCUUUUAUCGAAGCAAGAGGGUCAGCCAGGAACUCCAGAAAAGCCUCUUUCAGACCUGGGCCGUGUCACAUACACAGCCUACUGGAAGUCUGUUGUCCUGGAGCUGCUGUACACCAACUUUAGAAAAGGAGAAAAGCCUUUCUCCUUGAGAUCCAUGAGUAAAGAGACUGGCAUCUGUUGGCAUGAUUUGUCAGCUACCCUCGCCAUGCUGAAUUUCAUCCGAAAAAGACAAGAUGAUGGAAAAUUGGUGCUCUGUAUAAAUUGGCGACUUGUGGAGGACCACUGGCAGAGAGUUUCCCACAGUAAGUCUCGAAUACCACUGGAUCCUGAGUGCCUCAGGUGGACGCCGCUGGUGCCUGCUAACGCUGUGUUCAAAGAUGAUAAGGCCCAGGAGGAGGAUUUGGAAGAAGAAGAGAACUCUCCCUUGAUCCCGAUUGGACCUCCUAUCAUUGUUGAGACUCCAAUGGGAGUCAAGAAGAAGGGCAAGAAAAAGAGGAGAACGCUUGCCGAGAAAAUCGCAGAGGCCAAUGCGGAGAGCAAAGAAAAUUUGCUCAAGAAAUUGGUGAGGAAGAGAAGCAGGGAGGUAGCAAUUGAGCAUGAGGAGGAGGACGAAGAAGUUGAAAAGGCUGAUGAGGAAGAGGAAAAGGAGGAGCCAGUUGCUGAGGAAAAACCAAAGAAAAGGCAGCGUAUUCAACAAAGCCCGGAAAAGUCGACACCUGUGCUUGUUGAGCCUGUGACGCCUGCAGUUAAGGAGGGACCUAGAAAGCGAGGAAGAAAGCCCUCGGUCAUCACACCUGCCGUGGCUGAAAAGCCGCUUCCAAGUCCAGUUCCUGAAACCAAACCGCGGAGAUCAUGCACAAUCAAGGAGAAAGCAGCGCCUAAAAGUGACAGUGAGAGUGAAGAGGAGGAAACUCCAGCCUCUGAUACAAGACCGCGUCGAAAGGUGGUUCUUGCUGUCGAAGAAGCCAAAGCCAAACGGAAGUCGGAGAGGCCUUCCAGAUCUGCUAGGAAAAGUGUUGUCGUUGAGGAACCGGAUGUGGAAGACGACGAUGGCUCACCACAGCUUGAGCCUGAGCUUCCUGUCAAAGACAACAGUGAACCGCCUGACUCUCCUCCAGUAUUGGAAGAAAUUCAGAUCGAUUCACCACUGGUAACACCUCGAAAGAGAGGCAGGCCUAGUAAGAAGCAUGGCAAACACAAGCGGGGUCGCAAGAAGAUGAGAGGUUCCGAUGGAAAGAUUGACAAUGAAGAACUUAAGGCUGUGAAUGUUGAGCCAAAGGAAGAGAAGCUAGAUGUUCCAGUUGAGGAGGAUGAGGAGGGGACUAAGGGAUCGACUCCAACUCUAAUUGAGGAGGAGGAUGAUAAAUGUGAAGAACCUCCAGUUUCACCAAAAGAGAGUUCUGAUGAUCAAGAAGAUAGAGAUGAAGAGAAGAUGCCUGAAUCUCCUGUUGAGAUGGUAGUAGAUAAGGAACAGCCAAUGUCUCCUUCUGUUGAGCAGGAAGUUGUUGAAGUAAAAUCCCCAGAGAAAGGACAAGAGAAGGAUGAGCCUGCGAAAGAAUCACUUAAACCGCCCACGCCAGUGCCGCAAGUGGAAGAAAAAGUUCCUGAGCCUGUAGCUGAAGAACCAAAACAACCUGCAGUGUCUCCAGCAGCCCAAUCAAACAAUCAGAACGGCCCAAUGGAGCCUCAAGCCAUGGAAGUCGCUCCCAUGGAGACCAGAAAUGCAGAUGAAUCUCAGCCAGAGCCACAGCAGCAGCAUCAGCAGCAGUUUUCGCCUGUUAUCGCUCACCAGAGUCCAGCUCCAACUGUCUCUGUUGCUUCCCCGAUGAAUUCUAUGCCGCUGCCCAGCCCUAAGCCGCUGCUCGUGCACCCAGAACCAAGUCCGCAGCAGCCGAGUCCCGCGGCCCAGCCAAGUCCAGUGAUGCAGCAGAGUCCCAUUCCGCAUAGCCCCUCACAGCGACAGGAGCUGCCGAAACAGAGCCCAGUGAUGAUGGAGUCGAGGUCCGUUGAAGCUAUCAAGAGUCCCAGGCCUAGCCCCGUUCAGCAGAACACUGCAAGCCCCCGUCCAGUGACCUAUGAGCAUAUCAGAAGUCCUCAACCCGAUCCGAUGGCUGUGAAGGUUGUCGACAGAACAAGACACGAAGUUGCCAAGGACGAGGUCAAAAAGUUUGCCGAAUUGUUUUUGCAGAUUAAAAGCAAAGAACUGAACUCUCAGAUUCUCGUCGGAACUGAGGAGCGCCCUGAGGACAAACAACAGGAAAUGCCGCAUCUUGGCGCGUUCACUCCGGACUCGACAACAAAUUCUGUCCAUUCAAUUCACGGCUAUGCGGGACCAGCUUGCAGUGAGCUGGACCACCUGAGCCUUGAGUCGCCUGCGUCUGUGUCCUCUAGUGAUCUACCGCCUGCCGUGGCUCCUCCUUCGGUUGAAAUGGGACAACCCAGUCCUCAGCAAAUUCAUCACCACCCACACCACAUGGCCACGAUCCAUCAGCCGCCUCCUCAACAGCAGGUUUACACACACGUCAGUUCGGAGUGCGCGCACAUCCAGCCGCAUAUGAACGCCGCUUCGCACCGGCCUGCCUCGCACCCGCCUGCCUCGCACCCACCCCCAACGACGCAGACGGCCAAGGCGGCGGCAGUGGUACCCCCGCACCCGCACAUGCCGUCAACGCUGCACCACCAACAGCAGAUGAUGCACCACCACGCGCAGGCGGCGGCGGCGGCAGCGGCCGCCGCGCAACAACAGCAGCCGCCCCCGCAGCAGCAAGCGCCGCAGUGGCAGUACCACCCUGCCAUGCAGGCGCAGUACCACCAGGGCCACUUCUCGGCGACGCAGCAGUACGCGGUCAGCAUGCAGCAGCACCGGCAGCAGCCGCAGCAGCGCGCCAACUGCGCUGCCAGCCCCUUCUACCUGCAGCCGGCCAGCCAGCAGGUGACGCAGGCUGCCAACCCCAACUCGUGCAGCCUGGCUAAGCUGCAGCAGCUGACCAACGGGCUUGACAUGGUGCCGCCGUCGCCAACUAUCACCUCCUCCCCUUCGCACACCCCGUCGCCUACACACCACGCCACGCCGCCCCCGCAGGCCAUUCCGCAACCGCAGGUCACCUUGGCCAGCUACCACAAGCCAGCAAUGCAAUAUGGCUUUUCUUUCGACAGAUACUACCAGACGAACCAAGCCGCUCUGUCAGGCAGCCGUAGCACCCCGCGGCCGGCGGUGGUGCAGCGCAACUCGCCCAGCCUGAUGACCCAGUACCCGACCAUGAACGGCUUCCGAAUGGCAGCGGCGCACCAGCAGGCGCCGGCCGUCACCAGCUACAUCACCAACCACAACUUCAUCAACCAAGCGGCGCAGAUUCCGAUGCAAAUGGGCGUGAUGCAGGCGCAGUAUCAGGACCCGGCGGCGGCGGCCGCCGCCCCCCAAACCUCUGUUUACACGUACAGCUACAUCAACGGAGGCCUGAUGCAGCCGCUCAACGGCCCGAUGCGCAGGUAGCAAGACUGAGACUUAGUCACCGGGGUCCUCAUCGUGUGCGCCCCGUGACACAUUUUUUUUCUUUUUCACUGCACCGAAUGAACUCUUAACUGGACUCAACUGGCGUUUGAGCGAUAUUUUAUGUGACAACUCUCCCACGGAUACUUUGAACUCUUUUUGUUUCUUAGAAUCGACUGUGUUUUCUUGUAAGACUCAAUCCUACGCCUGCCAGCACGGGAAAUUCGGUUAUUCUGCACUGAAUCAGUGGUUUUAAAACUUGACUUUUAAAAGAUUUUUGAGUUUUCAUUUGUUAUCUAAAGAUUAUCCAGCCUGAAAUUACUUUGUGAAAUUUACUGAAGCAACGAUGCUAUUGAUUUCUGUUCUCUUUCCAAAAUGAUACAAUUUCUAGGGGUUUCAUAGAGCAAAUAAAAUUUGAUCAGCUGGCUCUUAGCCACAUUUGGUAGUGGCAGUUACCAAAAUCUCAUACAACCCACAGCAUCACAUUAGUUUGAAUAAUCUUUUUUUCCCAGUUUGAUUAGCCAAAGGUGGUUUCAAAACUCAAUAAUAAUCUCAGUCUUCACUGGUCUGGACCACCUAUGGUGUAGAAGUAAUAUUCGCACACGUAGACGGAUUAGAGCAAUUAUUAUUCAUAGAAAAUGCAUAUUUAUCAUACCAUUUUGUAACUUAAAAUACGUGUAAGCAGAAUAUUUUUAUCUUUGUAUGUGCAAAACAGGUACAAAACAACUAAUUGUAACUUGCUGAGUAAGAGAUGUUAUCAAGGUAGACGAAGCAGUUGAGUAAGAGCAAAACAAUCUAUCAAUAGCGGGAAUAUUUUUUAAAAGAACAACAUUCGCAAGGGAACGGCGAGAGAAAAUAGAGUUCUUAAUAAAAAUGAUUAUACAUACUAGAUCGUGAUUUUACAAGGCAGAAUACGCUGAUGUUUAUCAACUAAAAGUGUGAACUAACUAACGUUGAAGAUGUAUUCAUUGGUUCCUGAUAUGAAAAUUCCAAAAUUUUAUAUUUACAUAACAAAGUAUGGCCUGAAUGACUAGAGAAUUAAUGUGUAUACUUCGCGAGAAAACUACUAAACACAAUCUGUUGUCUUUAGUUGCUAUCUCUUCACUACAAUUAUUUAUUCUGUAAAUCGACCUUUGCAUGUUGAACAAGUGUGUGACUGGUGCCUGAGUGGCGAGUGUGUAUGAAAAUAAUGAAUUAUCUAAUAAUACCAGGAGAAGGCUAGCACUACACAGGCCUAUUGUUGCCUUAAUUAGUGGUGAUGUUGAAUAAAUGGACAUUUUUCAUACUCGUCUUUACUUCCUCUUUUUACUGUAGGAGCUGUACAUGUAAUAGCUAAUAAAAGCUGUUGAAUAUGAA
Messenger RNA from Cloeon dipterum, 7581 nucleotides. It is a transcript of the gene enok, whose product is annotated as enoki mushroom. Gene Ontology annotation, cellular component: MOZ/MORF histone acetyltransferase complex; chromatin; nucleosome. Gene Ontology annotation, molecular function: histone acetyltransferase activity; transcription coregulator activity; DNA binding. The record is from RefSeq and is a predicted model, not a curated record. NCBI's taxonomy places the organism in Eukaryota, Metazoa, Arthropoda, Insecta, Ephemeroptera, Baetidae. The transcript has 17 exons. Gene Ontology annotation, biological process: nucleosome assembly; negative regulation of DNA-templated transcription; positive regulation of transcription by RNA polymerase II. The coding region runs from base 310 to 6228 and encodes 1972 amino acids.